Messenger RNA from Akanthomyces muscarius, 960 nucleotides. RefSeq lists its product as uncharacterized. Lineage: Eukaryota; Fungi; Ascomycota; Sordariomycetes; Hypocreales; Cordycipitaceae. Gene Ontology annotation, molecular function: protein binding. Bases 1 to 960 code for a protein of 319 amino acids. Gene Ontology annotation, cellular component: cytoplasm. The record is from RefSeq and is a predicted model, not a curated record. The transcript has 6 exons.
AUGGAUUUUUCCAAGUUUGGCAAGGGUCUCUCCGACUUUGGUGCGUCGAUCACGCCGUUUGCGUCGCGCACCUUUCAGUACACCAAGGAGCAGUUUGGCCAGUCCGAUGACAAGACUCAGCUGCCCGCCGACUACAUCGACCUCGAGAAGAAGGUCGAUGCCCUCAAGCAGGCUCACCAGAAGAUGCUCACUGUUACCCAGCAAUAUCAGAACGAAGCAUACGACUACCCCCCGAACGUAAAGGAGACCUUCCAGGAUCUCGGCCGCACCGUCAGCGAAAAGGUCAGCCUCCUGUCCUCGGCCACCAGUACCGCCGAAGCCCAGGCCGCUCUCGUCGCGCCCCCGACCGCCAAGCCCCAGCCCAAGACCUUUAGCCAUGCCAUGGCCCGCGCCAGUCUUGCCUCGAGCCAGACCCUGCACCAGAACCACACCGGUGCCGGUGAGGACCCUCUGGCCACCGCCCUCGAAAAGUACGCGCUCUCCAUGGAGCGCGUCGGCGAGGCCCGUCUUGCGCAGGACUCGCAGAUCCAGAGCCGCUUCCUCGCGGGCUGGAACACCACCCUCAACACCAACAUCAUGUUCGCGACCCGCGCCAGGAAGAAUGUUGAAAAGUCUAGACUCUCCCUGGACGCGGUCAAGGCCCACGCCAAAGGUACUACCUUCAAGCUCGGCCAGGCCAAUGCUGCUGGGCAGGAGGAGCCCGAGCUUAGCCCCGAGGCCCAAGAGGAGAUUGAAAAGGCCGAGGACGAGUUUGUCACUCAGACCGAGGAGGCUGUCGGCGUCAUGAAGAACGUUCUCGAUACCCCCGAGCCUCUGCGUAACCUGUCUGAGCUCGUCAAUGCCCAGAUUGAGUACCACAAAAAGGCCUCUGAGAUUCUCAGCGAACUUGCUCCCAUGAUUGAGCAGCUGCAGACCGAGCAAGAGGCCAACUACCGCAAGAGCCGUGAAGAGGCUGCUUAA